UGUUGGAAUUUUCAUUUUCGUUUCUUUUUGUUUGAUCGAUGUUCGUCAAACAUAUUUAUUACCUCGAAUAGUCGGCGGCGAGUAUGCCGAAGAAGGAGAUGCUCCCUAUAUAGUGUCUUUACGCUAUAACAAUUAUCAUGAUUGUGGAGCAUUUUUAAUCUCAGACAAAUGGAUUUUGACUGCUGCUCAUUGCGCUCAAAGACCCACAGAUACAUUAUCAAUACAAUAUGGCGUUUUAAAUAUCACUUCUUCGUCUGAUGUGGAUAGUUCUGUAAUCAAAAUUGAAGAAGUUAUUUCACAUCCUGGAUUUACAAGCGAUGGAGAAAAUGAUAUUGCUGUUAUGAAAUUAAAUAAACCAGUAGUUUUAAAUGAUCAAGUGGCAAUAGCAGAAAUUCCAAAUCAAAAUGAAGAAACUAAAGCUGGUGAAAUUGGUUUACUAACUGGUUGGGGAUUGUAUGGAAGUGGUAGUCCAAUUUCCAAACGUUUAAGAAAAGUGAAUCAAACCGUUGUUGAUAUUAAAGAAUGUAAAAAAGUCCAUGAAUUACCUAUACUCGAAUCAAAUAUAUGUGCAGGUGAUCCUGAAGGAGGUAAAGGACAAUGCAAUGCUGAUUCUGGUGGUCCAUUAUUCGUAAAUGGUAAAGUGGUUGGAAUUGUUUCGUGGUCAGUGAAACCGUGCGGUAUAAAAGGAUUUCCUGGUGUAUUUACACGUGUGGCUAGUUAUCGUGAAUGGAUUCUGGAACAUACUGGAGUGUAAAAAUUUAUUUAUCAAAUAAAAUAUUUAUUCAAAGAUCA
Molecule: messenger RNA, 792 nt
Organism: Chrysoperla carnea
Lineage: Eukaryota; Metazoa; Arthropoda; Insecta; Neuroptera; Chrysopidae
Product: trypsin-6-like
Exons: 7
Coding region: 341-754 (137 amino acids)
Biological process (GO): proteolysis
Molecular function (GO): serine-type endopeptidase activity
Source: RefSeq, a predicted model, not a curated record